This is a messenger RNA of Cydia strobilella, 1104 nucleotides long. RefSeq lists its product as uncharacterized. The record is from RefSeq and is a predicted model, not a curated record. Bases 181 to 1104 code for a protein of 307 amino acids. NCBI's taxonomy places the organism in Eukaryota, Metazoa, Arthropoda, Insecta, Lepidoptera, Tortricidae. The transcript is spliced from 8 exons.
UUACACACGUUCGUAGUUUCAUUGUAUUUAAGCGCAUCUUUAACAAUAGUUACCGGGGAACCGCCACACUUUCGUAUACUCGCACCAGAAUUUGUGUGUCCAAAAGAAGGUGACACGGAGCCGACGGAUAUUGACAACACCAUUAUUACCCUCCGAACUCCCGCGGAUGCCAAGCUGGACAUGCGCUGGUCGGUACGCUGGACGCCUCUUCCAGAAUUGUCACAGCGGUUUACCCUCAUGCUGUGGCGAGCGACGCGGGAGUUGGAGAAGAAAUUAAACGGACCGCAAAAGGAACCUUACGUCUACGUCAUAGAAAACGAUGAGCUCCUUAGCGGCGUCGACUACAAAUUCAACGUGACAGCAUCAAACUCAGACGGUGAAGAAACCACCAAGACCUUCCACAUCAACAACGUGAAAGGCGACCAGCUGCUGGAGAACCUGGAGGGACGGACGGACAUGCUGUCCAUCAUAUUGGUCGGUGGAGAGGAGACGUAUGCUGAUGUCGAGUUUAUGAUGGAUGCGCUGGUCACUACUUGUCAUCCAACGCAGGAUUAUUAUUUCGAAUGGUCAGCUGAAAGCGCGGGUCACAAAAUAGCCGCAUCGCCGGGCGGCCGAAUGGAGUUGCCCGCAUAUUCGCUCAGAGCCGGCCUGACCUACCUCGUCACGUGUCGGGUUGUGAGCUCGGCCGGGGAACUCAUUACUCAGAACAGUCUGCCCCUCACGGUUCUGCAGCGGACGUUUGAGGUGUAUUUAAGCAUAGACUAUUUAGAAAUCAGCGUCAAUACUGCAUUCGCUUUGGAGUCUACUGUACUGAAUCACGACUACUUUGGAGAUUCCUUUUCAUACCAAUGGGCAUGCUCUUACGAAGGAGAAGACUGUAGUUUCUUUGAAAGCAUUGAUAGCGGUACAUUGAAUUUGGAAAGCGGUUUGCCAACUGCAGGAAUGUACAAAAUCACCCUCACCGUAAACAUCCAUAAUGACUUCGCGUCCGUCAGUGCUGUCAUUGUUGCCGUUCAACAUGUUUCACCAGUGAUACAGGUAUUACAGGUGAUACCUAAGUAUGCAGUCAUAUAUUUCUUAGUUCUCGUAGAAGCUACGCCGUAG